Messenger RNA from Geodia barretti, 802 nucleotides. NCBI's taxonomy places the organism in Eukaryota, Metazoa, Porifera, Demospongiae, Tetractinellida, Geodiidae. The record is from the annotation of a GenBank genome assembly.
AUGUACACAUGGACUCUCCACCUGCAUAUAGCUUUUACACUAAUUAUACACACAUUCGAUAUUAUUUUUAUUUCACUGAGUUAUAUAAUAUGCAUGUAUCACAUCAGUUAUCGGUUUGCAUUGUAUAUCUGUACAAUGAACAAUACAAAAAGGGGCUAUUGUUCCGUAAUGUUGCUAUAUAAAUUGAGUUCUGCAAGUGAGAGCGGGGAGAAUUAAAGAAAGGACAGAGAGGGUGGGGUGUGAAAGAAGGAAGAGGGGCUGGCUGGGAAGUGGUGUCGUCUAGACAGAAGUGGGCUGCUCAUCUGGAGAAGAUUCAACUCUCCGUCUCUUCGGCGGUGUCCCAACACUCUCCCCUGUGUCCAUGUCUUCCUGUCCGUCCCGGAGGGAAGGUGACAUGGUUUGCAGCUGUGUCCUUGGCCUCUCUCCCCCAUCUCCUCCCCCAGAAGUACCAGUAUCCUUAUGUUGGCUCGAGCCUUCCUUACUCGGAGGUACAGGAGUCGAUUUCCUCGCUGCUCCGGUCCCUCCCCCCUCCUUUCCUCCCAGAAUCUGCUGCUGUUGAUGGUGCAGUUGUUGGGAAAUGAACAGUUGUUGCUGCAGGAGCUGCUGCUGUACUCUCUCGUACUGAUGCUUGAGCUGCUCCAAGUCCCUCACGUUUGGACUCAGUGACGACGACGAGGGGGGAGGGGUGAAGGUGGUUUGCGAGAGUAAGGGAUUCUGUCGAGGAUCCACGUUUGGAGUCAGGAGAAAUGGUUGCCCCAUGUUUUGCGCCUGGAGGACUAUGUUCCCCGCGGACGAGUUGCCA